AUGAAGAUAUGAUCUGGUCUAUUUCAGUUGCUAAUGCUUAUGUGUGGAUUUUUAGGAAAGUCACACUGUUUCACGGGUAUUUCCCCUUCAACGUGGAAUCCCUUAGUUUAUCUGGAUUACAAUAACUUCUGGAGGACCAUGGACAAGAUGGGAGAAGAGAUUCCUCCUGAAGCUCCAUGGGAUGCUCCACAUGCUGAAGAAUGGGACAAGAUGACCAUGGAAGAGCUGAUAAAUAAGAUUUGCUGGACCAAAGCUGCUAAAGAAUUUGCCACCUUAUUUGUGAAUGUCAAUGUCACCUCUGAGCCUCAUGAAGUCUCUGCUCUCUGGUUCCUGUGGUACGUGAGGCAGUGUGGGGGCACGUCCAGAAUUUUCUCUAUCACCAAUGGAGGCCAGGAGAGGAAGUUUAAAGGGGGUUCUGGUCAGAUAUCAGAGAAAAUAAUGGCACGCCUCAAAGGCAGAGUUAAACUGGAGCAACCUGUGGUCCGUAUUGAUCAGACAGGUGGUAAUGUCAUUGUGGAGACUCUAAACCACCAGAUAUAUGAGAGCAAGUAUGUGAUCAUUGCUAUCCCUCCAAUCCUAACAACGAAGAUUCAUUAUAAACCAGAACUGCCACCAAAGAGAAACCAGCUAAUUCAGCGUGUGCCUAUGGGCUGUGUCAUAAAAUGCAUGAUGUACUACAGGGAAGCUUUCUGGGAGAGGAAGGGUUAUUGUGGUUGCCUCUUCAUUGAGGAUGAAGAGUCUCCAAUUGGGAUAACCAUAGAUGACACGAAACCUGAUGGAUCUUUCCCUGCCAUUAUGGGUUUCAUCCUUACCAGAAAGGCUGUUAAACUGGCCCAUCUCAGUAAGGAAGAGAGGAAGAAGAAGAUCUGUGAGGCAUAUGCCAGGGCAAUGGGGAUGGAAGACGCUUUACAUCCCGUGCAUUAUGAAGAAAAGAACUGGAACAUGGAGCAAUAUUCAGGGGGUUGUUACACAGCCUACUUCCCACCAGGCAUAAUGUAUUCUUACGGAAGGAUCAUUCGCCAACCUGUUGACAGAAUCUACUUUGCUGGCACGGAGACAGCUACCCAGUGGAGUGGAUACAUGGAGGGGGCUGUACAGGCAGGAGAGAGAGCAGCCAGAGAGAUAUUGCACACUAUGGGGAGGAUCUCACAGAAUGAAAUUUGGAUGCCAGAGCCAGAGUCAAAGGAUGUCCCAGCCCAACCAUUCACCACCAGCUUCUGGCAGAGGAACCUGCCGUCCGUGCCAGGACUGCUGUGCCUGCUUAGCUCUACCGUGUGUCUCACCUCCGUGGCUGCUGUGGUGCUGAUGGCCUGUAAAAAGGGACUACUAAUUCGAAACUAGUGAGGACUACACAUCCAGUGAAAGCUGCGUGUUUCC
This is a messenger RNA of Chaetura pelagica (chimney swift), 1377 nucleotides long. Its product is annotated as amine oxidase [flavin-containing] A-like. NCBI's taxonomy places the organism in Eukaryota, Metazoa, Chordata, Aves, Apodiformes, Apodidae. Gene Ontology annotation, molecular function: oxidoreductase activity. The record is from RefSeq and is a predicted model, not a curated record.